UCUAAAAUCGCGUCUCUCUCAUUCUCUACAAAGGUUUCUCUUUUCUAUCAUAAUAAAACAAAUAAUAAUAAUAAAACCCUUUUAUACAGUAAAAGAUUCUUCUAUCUGUUCACAAAGCGCUGGUUUUCUUGGUUUCUUACGAUUUUAAAAAUUCGAUAUUCUUUACUUCUCUUCAAAUCUCUCUAAUCUCCACCUCCACUUCAGCCGCCCACCACCGCCGCGAAUUUCCGAUUAAGAAUGUGUUGCGUAUAAAUUGAUGCGUGCUUUGAUUUGUGAAUAAUUAAGUUAGGGUUUUUCAUUUAUCUCAUCUGUUUGGAAGGAAACAAAAAACAUGGAGAAGUACGAGUUGGUGAGAGACAUAGGAUCUGGGAACUUUGGGGUAGCGAGGCUGAUGCGUAACAAAGAAACCAAAGAACUCGUCGCCAUGAAGUAUAUCGACCGUGGCAAUAAGAUUGAUGAGAAUGUGGCAAGAGAGAUUAUAAACCAUAGAUCACUCCGUCAUCCAAAUAUAAUUCGGUUCAAAGAGGUGGUUUUGACUCCUACUCAUCUUGCUAUUGUGAUGGAGUAUGCAGCCGGUGGUGAACUCUUUGAGCGAAUUUGCAACGCUGGAAGAUUCAGCGAAGAUGAAGCCAGAUAUUUUUUCCAGCAGCUGAUCUCAGGAGUUAGCUACUGUCAUUCCAUGCAAAUAUGCCAUCGAGAUCUAAAGUUAGAGAAUACCCUGUUGGAUGGGAGCCCUGCUCCUCGUCUGAAAAUCUGUGAUUUUGGUUAUUCAAAGUCAUCUCUGCUGCAUUCCAGACCCAAGUCAACGGUUGGAACUCCAGCGUAUAUUGCACCAGAAGUUCUCUGUCGGAGAGAAUACGAUGGCAAGAUGGCAGAUGUAUGGUCAUGUGGAGUGACUCUUUAUGUCAUGUUGGUUGGUGCAUACCCAUUUGAGGACCAAGAGGAUCCUAAGAAUUUUAGGAAAACUAUUAACAGGAUAAUGUCAGUUCAAUACAAAAUCCCAGAUUAUGUUCACAUAUCUCAAGAAUGCAGACACCUUCUUUCUCGCAUAUUUGUUGCUAGCCCCUCCAGGAGGAUCACCAUCAAAGAUAUCAAGAGCCAUCCAUGGUUUUUGAAGAACUUGCCCAGGGAACUGACGGAGGCAGCUCAAGUUGCCUACUACAGGAAAGAAAACCCAACUUUCUCCCUUCAAAGUGUUGAGGAAAUCAUGAAAAUAGUUGAAGAGGCUAAAAUUGCUCCUCCAGUAUUGCGGUAUAUUGGAGGCUUUGGCUGGGGUGGUGAAGAAGAUGAGGAUGCUAGAGAAGAAGAUGCUGAGGAAGAAGUAGAAGAAGAAGAUGAGUACGAGAAGACAGUAAAGGAGGCCCAUGCCAGUGGAGAAAUUCACGUCUCCUAAAAGAAGUACUAGAUCCUUUCCAAAUGAUGGAGAUUUGCCUUUAGUGGUCAUGUUUAUAUGAUGUCAGUUUCUACCUAGGACCUGGUGUUUGAAUAAACAAUCUGUAAAUUAGUUUGUCUUGGGAAAGAAGUUUGUGCAAUCUUUAAUAUGAUUAAGGUGUCUUGCUACUGAUCUUGGAAGCUGGAACUACUGGGAUUUGAAGCUAUCUGGUUGGUAAAUUCCCCGUAUAGGGAUCAGCUUCUUAAAGUAUAUGGUUUAUUAAUGGUCUAGACUUCUAGAGUAAAAUGGAAGGUUUGCGAGUAUUGUAAGUUGAUUUCUUCCAUCAUAAAAUGGUAUGUCUAGGGGUUUGACUCGUUAAAAUUUAUAAAGUCGCCAUUAUUACUCUGGUUUGUUUAUGCUUCUCUUUCUUGUAGUGCUCUCUCUAGCUUGAUCUUGGUUGUGUUACAUUGAUUCUUUGAUUGUGAAAACAAGGUUAUGCUCUUUCGAUGAAAGGACGACGGUGAU
Messenger RNA from Durio zibethinus, 1897 nucleotides. RefSeq names its product serine/threonine-protein kinase SRK2A-like. Gene Ontology annotation, cellular component: nucleus. Gene Ontology annotation, molecular function: ATP binding; protein serine/threonine kinase activity. Gene Ontology annotation, biological process: protein phosphorylation. The record is from RefSeq and is a predicted model, not a curated record. Lineage: Eukaryota; Viridiplantae; Streptophyta; Magnoliopsida; Malvales; Malvaceae.